Messenger RNA from Mytilinidion resinicola, 1716 nucleotides. RefSeq names its product alpha/beta hydrolase. The record is from RefSeq and is a predicted model, not a curated record. Gene Ontology annotation, biological process: cardiolipin acyl-chain remodeling. The transcript is spliced from 2 exons. Gene Ontology annotation, molecular function: A2-type glycerophospholipase activity. Gene Ontology annotation, cellular component: mitochondrial inner membrane. The coding region runs from base 1 to 1716 and encodes 571 amino acids. Lineage: Eukaryota; Fungi; Ascomycota; Dothideomycetes; Mytilinidiales; Mytilinidiaceae.
AUGGCGACGUCAUCCAGCGAAGGCGACGAUCUGCGGGAUCGUAGCCAGCAGCCAGCCCUGGCCUCGCAGCAAGUGAAAGAGUCAGAGACUCAACGAAGGAGAGGCUUCGGGAAUAUGUUCCCUCUCGGCGCAAAGGAAGGAUUCAAUCAAUGGUGGACGAGCUUGUCGCCAGCAAUGACAGAACACCGAGUUUUAUCAUUUAUACCUCUCCUCCAAAAACCCCCUACCCACACCGAGACCGGCUCCGCACCAGUCUCGGCAUCAAACUCCACAACGAACGUGUCCUCUCAGGAUGGAGAGCAACUCGAACAAGUCACGACUAACUCUAUCAACGACCCCCACGGCCCGCGACGAUGGAGUUCACAAAUGGUACAUUUGAGUGGCAAAAACCGCGCGCUGAACGAGUUCUCGAUUGAGCGUAUCGGUGAGCCUGUCGAGCAGAAUCUAGUGAUGUUGCAUGGCUACGGUGCUGGGCUAGGUUUCUUCUACAAGAAUUUCGAAGGUCUCAGCCGCGCGGAGGGCUGGAAACUUUAUGCGCUAGACAUGCUAGGAAUGGGUCGGAGCACCAGACCAAAAUUUGAGGUCCAUGCCAAAGAGCGUGCAGAUCAAGUCACGGAAGCUGAAAAUUGGUUUAUCGACGCACUCGAGGAGUGGCGGGUAAAGAAGAAAUUAGAACGGUUCACGCUUCUCGGGCACAGUCUAGGAGGCUAUCUAGCCGUUGCUUACGCUCUCAAAUAUCCAGGACAUCUCAACAAGCUCAUCCUAGCCUCUCCGGUUGGCAUUCCGGAAGACCCCUACGCAGUAAACGCGGCCAUGCCAGAGCCUGAGGACUCCACAAUGGCAAAUGAGUUUCUUCAGGACCAAAACGAGGCCAUCAAUAACUCCAAUCCCAACGCAACAAAGCCUGGUGACAACAACAAUUUCCUCAAUGCUCGCUCAAAGGCUGCGAAGUCCUCGUCAGGAACCUCAACCCCGUCAAGCUCAGAGCCGCCCCGGAAGCCACUACCCGGGUGGCUCGUGUACCUCUGGGACAAGAACAUAUCUCCUUUCUCGUUGGUCCGGUGGAGCGGUCCUCUUGGACCACGCCUCGUGUCUGGCUGGACAUCCCGACGUUUCUCUCACCUGCCUGACGACGAAGCUCAGGCCCUACAUGACUACAGCUAUUCGCUGUUCCGGCAGCCAGGCUCUGGUGAAUACGCAUUGGGCCGCAUCCUCGCACCUGGAGCAUUCGCUCGAAGUCCGCUGAUCCGGCGUAUUCAAGGUGUGGGCCGCCAAUAUAUCGGACCGCAUUCUGGCCCCAUUGUAGACGCGGACGCUCCAAAAGAUACUAAGUGCCACAAGACUUCUAAGAAGCAGGUAGAGUCCGCUGCUCCGUCGAUCACAGCCAGCGACCCGGACGGUCCCCGUGUCCGCGAAACUGGCAUCCCCAUAGUUCUCAUGUACGGUGAGCACGACUGGAUGGACAUUGCUGGUGGCUACGCCGCCGAGGAGAAGAUUAAGCAGGAACGCGCGCGGUUACUAGCCGACGCAAGCGAAGAGGAAAAGCGGAAUGACCAUGGAUCCGCUAAGGUUGUUAUAAUUCACAAGGCCGGCCACCAUGUUUAUCUUGAUGGGCCGGAGCAGUUCAAUCAAGUCAUGCUCGAGGAGAUGAGGGACGUGAUGCGGAAAGAGCGCAUACGGACGCUGAAAGACGGGAUUUCAGCUGCGGAAUCGUAG